Acanthosepion pharaonis is the source of this 711-nucleotide messenger RNA. The record is from the annotation of a GenBank genome assembly. Lineage: Eukaryota; Metazoa; Mollusca; Cephalopoda; Sepiida; Sepiidae.
AUGGGGUGUCAGACAUGCACAUUCCAAGCCUUUCAGUUCUCUCCUCCUCCUUUCUCUUAUUCUGUUCUCUCUAUCUCUCUUUCAUUCUCUAGCUCUCUAUCUCUCUUUCAUUCUCUAGCUCUCUCUCUCUUUCAUUCUCUAGCUCUCUCUCUCUUUCAUUCUCUAGCUCUCUCUCUUUCAUUCUCUAGCUCUCUAUCUCUUUCAUUCUCUAGCUCUCUAUCUCUUUCAUUCUCUAGCUCUCUCUCUCUUUCAUUCUCCAGCUCUCUCUCUCUUUCAUUCUCCAGCUCUCUCUCUUUCAUUCUCCAGCUCUCUCUCAUUUUUCAUUCUCUUGCUCUCUCUCUCUUUUUCAUUCUCUUGCUCUCUCUCUCUUUUUCAUUCUCUUGCUCUCUAUCUCUUUUUCAUUCUCUUGCUCUCUCUCUCUUUUUUAUUCUCCUGCUCUCUCUCUCUUUUUUAUUCUCCUGCUCUCUCUCUCUUUUUCAUUCUCUUGCUCUCUCUCUCUCUUUUUCAUUCUCUUGCUCUCUCUCUCUCUCUUUUCAUUCUCUUGCUCUCUCUCUUUUUCCUUCUCUUACUCUCUCUCUAUCAUUUUCUUGCGGUCUCUCUCUCGUUCAUUCUCUCUCUCUUUCAUUGUCCCUCUCUCUUGUUGCUUUCAUUCACUUGUCCCUUCUCUUUCAUUCUCUCUCUCUCUCUCUGGCUCCUUCUCUUUCUGUUUAA